CCUCCUGCGGCGCCCGCUCCAGCUCCCCCGGGCCCCCUGCCCGGCUGGGCGCUGACAGCAGCGGCGGGGGUCCCCGCGGCCGCCGCCGUGUCCCGCGCAGGCUCGGGCUGGGCCGGCGGAGCCCCCGGUGCGGCCAUGAACCGACCCCUGACGGCGUCCGCGGAGGCGGAGGAGGAACUGGAGUGGCAAGUGGCGAGUCGCAGGAGGAAGGCCUGGGCCAAGUGCCGCAGCUCCUGGCAGGCGUCGGAGACGGAGGAUCUGUCCACCGAGGCUACGACGCAGGACGAGGACGAGGACGACGAGGAGGACCUCCCCGGCGCAAAGCUGCCGGCGGCCGCGGGGCGAGGAAACGUGCCCAACGAGAAGAUCGCAAUAUGGCUCAAAGACUGCCGCACCCCUUUGGGAGCCUCACUGGAUGAGCAAAGCGGUGGAGCACUGAAGGGUGUGCUUGUGAGAAAUGGAGGAAGCUUCGAAGAUGACUUGUCGCUGGGAGCUGAAGCCAAUCACCUACACGAGCCUGAUGCUCAAGUUGAGAACUGCAACAACAUCUUGGCCAAAGAGCGAAGACUACAGUUUCAUCAGAAAGGGAGAAGUAUGAAUUCUACUGGGUCUGGGAAAAGCAGUGGUACAGUGUCAAGUGUUUCAGAACUGCUGGAGCUUUAUGAAGAGGAUCCUGAAGAAAUUCUAUAUAAUCUUGGAUUUGGACGAGAUGAACCAGAUAUUGCUUCUAAAAUUCCUUCCAGAUUUUUUAAUUCAUCGUCUUUUGCCAGAGGCAUAGACAUUAAAGUAUUUUUGAGUGCACAAAUGCAACGAAUGGAAGUAGAGAAUCCAAAUUAUGCUUUGACAAGCCGUUUUCGUCAAAUUGAAGUGCUCACUACUGUGGCCAAUGCAUUUUCUUCUUUAUAUUCCCAAGUCUCUGGGACACCCCUGCAGAGAAUUGGAAGUAUGUCUUCAGUGACUUCCACCAAGGAGGCAACAGACUCCCCUCCUCCUCUGACUCGAAGCAACACUGCAAACCGUCUGAUGAAAACACUAUCCAAACUAAACUUAUGUGUUGAUAAAACAGAGAAAGGAGAAGGGGGCUCUUCCCCCGCUGGUGAGAAAGGAAAGAGUCUGAGCAUUUCGCUGGCUGAGGACAAUGGUGGCAAGAAUGACCCCAAGCUGCAGAAAAUUAUGAAGAAGAAGGAGUCCUCCUCUAUGCUGGCAACAGUUACAGAAGAAGUCUCAGGCAGUUCAUCCACCGUCACAGACAGUGUUGAUGCCGACAGACUUUCUGAUGAGGCAGGUGGUAACAUUAGACACAAAACGGAAAGGGAACAAAGCAAAGAAACUCCAAGUCAGGAAAACAAACUGCUCCAGAAGUCUCUUGUUUCAGAAUCUGACUUAGGCUGUGAUGUCAACAUGUCCAGCCACUGCGAGCUGGAGAGCAGCAGUGAGCUGAAACCUGCCCAUGCGUCCUCGAGUGCACCACUGACAAUCCCAUUCCUAAGAAGUGUAUUGGCGCAGCAGAAAGACUCCUUCGAGAUGGAAGAGGUUCAGAGCACAGAGGGAGAGGCACCUCACGUGCCAGCCACUUGCCAGCUAGGUCUUGCCAAGUCAAAAAGAGAUCAUCUGCUGCGAACUGCAAGUCAGCAUUCCGACAGCAGCGGCUUUGCUGAGGAUUCUGCAGACUUCCUCUCCCUCAAUCAUCUUCAGGUUCAUGAAUCCCUGCAAGCCAUGGGGAGUAGUGCUGACAGCUGUGACAGUGAGACAACUGUCACAUCAUUUGGUGAAGACCAUGUGACUCCUACAGUACAAGAUCAGCCUUAUUUUAAUGAGUCAGAGGAGGAGUCCUGUGCCCCCGUUCAGAAAGGAAAAACAAAGGUUGUAAUAGUUUCUGACAAAAGAAGAGUAAGCAACCAAGAUUUCCCUCCAUGUGAGACUGCAGAGAAUACUGGAAACCAAGAGUCCACAAAGGGUCCAGGUGACCCUGACCCUCAGCUUAUUGAAACGGAGGAGGAUGCACCUCCAGCACCAACUGGAGAGGUCCUGAGGGAAGGUAGUGGAGACAGUGAUGUGGAGAGAAGCAGUGAAUGUGAAUUUGCCCAGUAUACCACACAUCACAUUCUCAAAUCCUUGGCUUCCAUUGAAGCUCAGUGCAGUGGUGUGAGCUCUGAAAAGAAAACCGAGUUUCCCUCUUCUGUGGAUAGAGUUAAUACUGCCUUACAGAGAGCUCAAAUGAAGGUUUGCAGUCUGUCUGGUCAACGAGUAGGGCGUAGCCUAAUAAAAUCAAAAGAUCUGUUGAAACAAAGGUACUUGCUUGCAAAAGCUGGCUAUCCCCUAAGAAGGUCUCAGUCUUUGCCGACCACCUUACUGAGCCCAGUAAGGGUUGUGUCUUCUGUCAAUGUACGACUAUCUCCAGGAAAAGAGACCAGGUGCAGCCCACCUUCCUUCACCUACAAGUACACACCUGAAGAGGAACAAGAAUUGGAAAAGCAAGAGACUGGACAUGAUGGUCAGUCUAUGGUUAAAUCCACCAUCUUCAUACCCACUUCCUCUGGGAAGAAAGAAGAAGCCCCUCAGAGUGAGGUGACAAAACUGGAGGACUGCCACCAUGGAAGGCUUCCCUCUUGUCCACAGUUUGCUGCAAUAUCCCAGUCUACCUGUUCCCUUCACUCUGUCCAUGAAUGGCAGGACAGGCCCCUGUGUGAACACAUGAGAACCCUGAGUGCUCACAGCGUCCCCAACAUAUCAGGUGCCUCGUGUAGCGCCUUCUCUUCUCCUCUUGGGUGUCCCUAUUCACAUAGACAUGCUGCCCACCCAUACAGGACAUGCCCCGUGAAUCCUCCUUCUGCAAUAGAGAUGCAGCUGAGAAGAGUAUUGCACGAUAUUAGAAACUCACUACAGAAUCUUUCACAGUAUCCUAUGAUGAGAGGACCUGAUCUUGCUGCUGCUUCAUACAGUACUCAGAAGUCGUCUGUUCUACCUCUUUAUGAAAAUACCUUCCAGGAGCUUCAAGUCGUGAGGCGGAGCCUGAAUCUGUUCAGAACGCAGAUGAUGGACUUGGAGUUGGCCAUGCUGCGGCAGCAAACCGUGGUGUACCCUCAUAUGACAGAGGAGGACAGGUAUGAAGUUGAUCAGCUGCAGGGUUUGAGGAACUCUGUGCGAAUGGAACUGCAGGACCUGGAGUUGCAGCUGGAGGAGCGUCUGCUGGGCCUGGAUGAGCAGCUCCGUGCAGUCCGGGUGCCUUCACCGUUCCGAUCCUCUGUGCUCCCGGGGAUGUGUGGCAGUAGAAGUGCUGAUAACUUAUGCCCGUCUCCACUGAAUGUCAUGGAACCAGUCACAGAAUUGAUACGGGAGCAGUCAUAUCUGAAGUCCGAGUUGGGCCUAGGACUUGGAGAGAUGGGGUUCGAAAUUCCUCCUGGAGAGAGCUCAGAGUCCGUUUUCUCUCAGGCCACAUCAGAGUCCUCUUCUGUCUGCUCUAGCCCCUCCCACAAUAACAGAAGAUCCAGAGGACCUUCUGGCAACUCGGGCAACAAACCCAGAGCCCACUUAGUGGCAAGAAAGAAGAUAUUUCGAGCCUCUGUGGCCCUGACACCAACUGCCCCCUCUAGAACAGGCUCUGUGCAGACACCUCCAGAUCUGGAAAGUUCUGAGGAAGCUGGAGCAGCUGAAGAAACCUCACAGGCUGUGGGACUUACAUCUCACGUGGAGGAAGAGCAAGAAGACCUCCCACUGAUGCCAGCUGCAGAGGAAAUGCAUCGGAACGUGGAGCAGGAUGAGUUGCAGCAAGUCAUACGCGAGAUUAAAGAGUCUAUUGUUGGGGAAAUUAGACGAGAAAUUGUAAGUGGACUUUUGGCAGCCGUGUCUUCAAGUAAAGCGUCGAAUUCUAAGCAGGACAGUCACUGAAUGGAAUUUAUUAGGGUCAGGAUGGAUCCCAUUAACUGUAAUACUGGUGUUAUCCAUGAUUUAUGUUGGUGGAGGUGUUGUUUGUCCUUUGGAAGAUACUUUCUACUGAGUUGGCCUACUGUACACAAUGGACAUUGUGCAUUUCUGUAUGAGUGUACAGUAUACUGUUCUUCUAUUCAUAAAACUUUAAAAACACAUAUAGAAACUUAGGCACUUUGCUGACUCAUUUCUAAACUAUCAGACUGGCCAUUUGAAAGUCUAGUAUUUAUUUGUAUGUCAGUAGUUUUCCAGUUGAUGUUCCUAUGUAGAAUUAAUUGUAAAACUUGAAGAGUUCCAAACAUAACCAACUUAUAAAUAACAUAUUUCUUCAGACUAGCUUCUACAACACUGACCUCUAUGAGGUAUUUACUGUGCAAUAACAGAUUCAUCUUUUGAGAGCUUGAAGCAACCGAUGACUUUUCCCUCCACUGCUCUUCAUUGGGUCACUCCAAGAAGACAAAUGGUUCUGUUGUAAAAAUUGCUCUUAAUUCUUGAGGAGGCUACUGAGAAGCAGUAGGGUAGAUCUCAUUAGGUUACCUACAACUACUUCAUGUUCUUACACUGUAAGCCUUGUUGCUUUGCCCCAAACAAAUGUAAUUUUAUUAUAGCUAUGUGCCUUAUGGUAAACACUAUGUAUUUUCUGCAUUGUCCAGAUGUCUUACUUUAAGAUGUUUUUUCUGUCUUUUAGAUUAAAUAGUAUUGUCAAGAUAAUGGGGCCUAUGACUUGAAUGGAUAGGAUAGAAAUGAAUAAGCUGGUUUUUGUUUUUUGUUUUUCUCCAAAUGAGAUUUAGAUUUGUUUUUCUCAUGCAUAAAUGAUUUUAAUUCAGUUUUAACCAGAAAACUCUUGGUUUUUCUGAAAAAAAAAAGGUUUUCUAUCUGGUAUUAUGUUUGUCAAAUAAAUGUAUAAAGUAUUAGAAAUUAGUCUUUUAGUAUUUGUAAUCUUCAACUCCUAUUAUGUUACUUUGUGUGAGAAAUUUUAGUCAAAAGUGCUUGAAAUAUUAUCAUUCCUUCAAAGACUAUCUAAAAGGUUUAUAAAUAUUUGAAAUACCACACAAAGGCUGAUCUCUAAAAAACAAAAAACCCAUUAAAACAAUAAAGUAUUUAUUUUGCCAAAAAUA
Molecule: messenger RNA, 5045 nt
Organism: Mesocricetus auratus (golden hamster)
Lineage: Eukaryota; Metazoa; Chordata; Mammalia; Rodentia; Cricetidae
Gene: Itprid2
Product: ITPR interacting domain containing 2
Exons: 18
Coding region: 136-3888 (1250 amino acids)
Molecular function (GO): signaling receptor binding
Source: RefSeq, a predicted model, not a curated record